AUGCGGUCCCAAAACGUUUUACGCAGGUCGAGAGGACUUUUUCGGACAAAAAGCCCCCUCUCACUGUAUUCCAGCUCUAUACCUCCUCGUCUACCUAGAAAGUCGGCUGCCAAACGAUUCCUUCCGCCUCACGAAAAACGACUUGUCUCUACAGACAACCAAACACUGGGAGCCUCAGCUUCCGCUCCACCGCCAGAGACCCCAUCUGAAGAGCCUUCUGACAUUUCUGACGCUUCCUCAACAUCUUUGCCGGACGAUCUUGAUAAAUUAAAAGGUAAACGUCGUAUCGUCUCUUCUUCAUCUACGUCCAAAGAGCGGGAAACCGUAGAAAUACCUGAAGGCCUUCAUAUACUAUGGAACCCAGAUGAACUUCCUUCUGAGCCUCUCAAUCCGGGAUCAGUGCCUCCUCCGGAGAUACUGGAGGAAGUGCUUCAUAAUUUGCUUGCGACUCUCCAUCCUCACACUCAACAUCGUGCUGCGUAUCCUCCACCGUUGGCGCAAUCUGAAGAGCCUACUCUUGCACUCUACUGCCCAAUUGAAGGAGGAGAUUAUAUCAUUGACUCAACCGUUGUUGAACUGGCACGAAGAACGGGCUCAGAAGUGCUUGUCUUGGAUGCCGUUCAGCUGGCAGCUGGCGAAUGGGGGUACUUUGGGCCAGGUACGUCGCCUUUACAUGAGUUGAAUCUGCACCUGACAAAUUUACAAGCUGCAAGCUCACUGAAGCUACCUCGCAAUCCAUUGCAUUUUGCUAGCUCUGGCCCCUCCUCUAAUAAAUCAAGUUCUAUGUCUUCUUAUUCGGAAGAUUUUGAUGAAGACGAACCCGAAUUUUCUCCUCCCCGCCAGAUGAUGUUCACAGUGAUGACUCCUUUGAGGAGAGGAAGCAGUACAACUGUGAUAAAAUCUAAACGAGCCGCUCCGCCUAGCAAAGUCAAGGUUUUCUUCGAUUCUCUUGUCAACCUUCCGUCAAAUUCAACUGGCCCAGUUUCUCGACCUAGAAUAAUUUACAUUCGUGAUUUUCCAACUCUCGCGUCAACUGCCUCGGCCUGGUACCCAUAUUUGCGCGACGCUGUUAGCCAGAGACGGAAAGGUCCGAUGACGCGUUCCUCAUCACCGGUUCCAAACCCAAUCACUAUCGUAUUUGGAAUGUCUCCACCACUCUUUCCUCCUCCAGACCGUCCGAUGCAUCCCACUGGUAGCGGUGUUCUGAGCCUUCUGAUGAACCGUUCUGCGUCACCUAUGUUCCCGACUUCCAAUCCAAAGCCCGACAAAGUUGAUUGGAGCGAAAGCCCAGUUGCGGAGCAAGCUAGAGAAAAGCGUUUACAGCAACGACUUAAGAGCUGGGAAAGAGGAGAAAACGUUGCGAUGGAUGAACAUGACAAAUAUACCGAAGAUCCAUCCGACAGUGCUGGUCGCCGCAGGUCAGACGUGAUAGUUCUUGAAGGGAGCAUCCCCUCCCAGUCUGGAUUCUCUAUGCCUGUACCAUCAGGUUCUUCUGGCACUGUGGAGGAUGCAGAAGGCCCUUCCUUCUAUAGAACCUCUGUGUUGGUACCCAGUGUGCGUUCGGUGUCGGAUGAACGGGACUAUCGUGUUCUACGUCGGAGAGAAAUAAAUGAACUGACGAUGCGUAUGGCAAUUGGACAAGUCGGUGGUAAAUUAUCAGAGGAAAGUGUGUCAUUCAAGGGUGGGUUCUCCACAACUGCCAACGCACAAUCUACAGGAGAAACCAACAAGACCGAACUCGUUCCGGAACCUUCGUCCACCGACUCACAUCUCCAAGAAAUAAAUUUUUCCUCUUCCUCUCCUGAAACCUCCGAACAGGAGCCCAUUCCCAAGCGCAUGUGGGACGAUCCCAAAAUGUGGGAGGCAUGGGGUGGUCAAUUAGAGUCGUGGUCAACCGUUAAAGACAUAGCUCAUAGAGCUAUCGGUGGUGUGGUUGCCUCGCGGGAAGCUACUAAGCGACCAACGUUAGAGCAUACUAAUGUUUCGUGGUCAGAUGUACAUUACGCAUGGGGUGCUGUGCAUGGGGCGCUCGAGUACAGGAAGUCAUGGCUCAAGGACUCCGUCCCAGUAGCGCGUAAACUUGAAGAUGAACCAGAGACCGAGCAAAGGGCCAAGUUGGGUUACGAUCAGGUCAUAGAAAGUGUCAAGAAUGAUCCCGAAAUUGACCCACACGAGCAGAGGCUGCUGUCGUCUAUCGUGGAUGCAGCCACCAUGACUACCUCAUUCAGCCAAGUUCAUUUGCCCGCUCAUACGAUUGAUUCCAUUCGAUCUAUCGUCUCUCUUCCUCUUUUACAUCCUGGAGCAUUCCAAACUGGCAUCUUGAAGCAGCAUGGAAUGACUGGGUGUCUUCUCUUUGGUCCUCCUGGUACUGGUAAGACUUUGGUCGUCCGUGCGCUUGCCAAGGAGGCAGGUUGCCGUAUGAUGGUCAUCUCUCCAUCCGAUGUUAUGGAUAUGUACGUUGGAGAGGGUGAGAAACUUGUUCACGCUGUUUUCUCACUUGCUCGGAAGAUAGCACCGUGCGUUAUCUUUUUGGAUGAGAUCGAUGCUCUUUUCAGUGCUCGGAUGUCCGCGCGCGAGAGUGGGAGUUCCUUUGCCCAUCGUGGCAUUAUCACCGAGUUUAUGCAAGAGAUGGAUGGAUUGAAAACAUCCCGGGAUGACAAUGUCAUCGUGAUUGGAGCAACCAAUAGACCCUUUGAUCUGGACGACGCUGUACUCAGGCGACUUCCACGGCGAUUAUUGGUCGAUCUACCGGGGGUUCCUGAACGUCAAGAAAUUUUGAAAAUUCUCUUGCGGGACGAAGUGUUGGGUGACGAUGUUGACAUUGGUGUCCUCGCUAGACAAACAGAGAGCUUCUCUGGCUCGGAUCUCAAACAUCUCUGUGUCUCCGCUGCGUUGGAUGCCGUCAAAGAGGACAUCAAGCUUCCCUGGCAGGUCUCCUCAUCGCUAGACUCAUUAGAUAGUCCAACAACACACGACCAAGUCAACGCUGAUAGCAAGGCGAUAGCAGGAGAGAGUACGUUAGAGGAGAGUAAGGAUGAACAGGUCGGAACAUCCCCGCCUCUCGAAGAAAUGCCGCAACCAUCAGAUGUUAAAUCCACACAUUCAAAUUCUUCAUCCCACCUCCGAACUCUUGCACGACGGCAUUUCGACAAAGCCCUAAAGGAAAUCACACCAUCGUCGUCUGAGUCGUUAGGUAGUCUUGCUGACUUGAGAAAGUGGAAUGAAGAGUUUGGUGAAGGUCGAAAGGAUCGUAAACGUAAGUCGGUAUGGGGUCGGGGUCGUUUUGGUUUCACUGACAAGGAGGCUCACUCUUUGGAGGAGGGCAGAGUUGUGCCUUCGUCUCCCACAAUAGCAGUACCAUCUAGUGAUACAAGUUCCAGUUUGUAA
Lentinula edodes (shiitake mushroom) is the source of this 3387-nucleotide messenger RNA. RefSeq lists its product as uncharacterized. Gene Ontology annotation, molecular function: ATP hydrolysis activity; ATP binding. Bases 1 to 3387 code for a protein of 1128 amino acids. Gene Ontology annotation, cellular component: mitochondrial outer membrane. The transcript has 5 exons. The record is from RefSeq and is a predicted model, not a curated record. NCBI's taxonomy places the organism in Eukaryota, Fungi, Basidiomycota, Agaricomycetes, Agaricales, Omphalotaceae.